Dromaius novaehollandiae (emu) is the source of this 2249-nucleotide messenger RNA. RefSeq names its product homeobox C9 (gene HOXC9). The transcript has 2 exons. Gene Ontology annotation, molecular function: RNA polymerase II cis-regulatory region sequence-specific DNA binding; DNA-binding transcription factor activity, RNA polymerase II-specific. Gene Ontology annotation, cellular component: nucleus. The record is from RefSeq and is a predicted model, not a curated record. NCBI's taxonomy places the organism in Eukaryota, Metazoa, Chordata, Aves, Casuariiformes, Dromaiidae. Gene Ontology annotation, biological process: DNA-templated transcription; proximal/distal pattern formation; regulation of transcription by RNA polymerase II. The coding region runs from base 649 to 1458 and encodes 269 amino acids.
CCUCUGAUUUUUUUUUUUAUUUUCCGCCAGAAGACACUAAUUUCUAGAGCAGAAAUAGAGGUGCCUGUGCCCCACGCGUUUCCUAGCUGCUGAGCAGGCUGACGAUCAGACACCGCUGCAAAAGAUGCCAAAAAGCUCCAGCUGUGCCCAGGCUCCGAGCCCCCAAACCCAGCUCCUUCGCCGAGGUGGGGUGGGAAGCGCAACUCUACUACACUUUGCGCCGCUGCCUUCCCCCCGAUAUUCCGCUUAAUGUAUCCAUUAUAGCCCACGAGCUGCAGAAGCGAAGGACAGAGACAAAUUACGUCAAGAAAUAGUUCCUGUGCUACCUUCCCCAAUUACCUUCCACCUCCCUCGGCGGCGGGGAAAAUCUCCCCCAGCCCGCAGAGCAGAGCAGCCCGGGGCUAAUGAAAUGCAAGCCUCCCGCCUCCCAACACCCGCAUUAUUUCCCCGAGUUUUAGCAAAAGCCAGGUCGCAUAGGCGCUAUUAAAAAAAGACCUGCGGAUUGAUCCACGCUAUAUUUUUGGGUAAAUACAAUCACGUGAGGGCGGGCAGCCAAUGGCACACUGGGAAAGGCUGAAAAAAUAAUUACCUGCCCUGAUUGUUCUAUGAGAAGAUAAAAAGUACACAUACAGUUCAUACAAUAAUCUUAUGAAUGUAAAAGAGGGGGAAACCAUGUCGGCUUCGGGCCCCAUAAGCAACUAUUAUGUUGACUCCUUGAUAAGCCACGAGAACGAAGAGCUCUUGGCCUCCAGGUUCCCCAGCACUGCCUCCCACCCGGCUGCUGCCAGACCGUCAGGAUUAGUGCCGGACUGUGCCGACUUUCCAUCGUGCAGUUUCGCCCCCAAGCCGGCCGUGUUCACCGCCUCCUGGGCUCCCGUGCCCUCGCAGGCGGCCGUGGGCUACCACCACGCGUACGGCCCGCAGGCGCCCGUCGGGGCCGAGCCCAGGUACAUGCGGACUUGGCUGGAGCCCCUCGCCGGGGCCGUCUCCUUCCCGGCCUUCGCGCCCGGCGGCCGCCCCUACGGCCUCAAACCCGACGCCUUCGGCGGGCGCCGCGCCGAGUGCGGCCCCGCGGACGGCCGCGGCUACGCGGAUUACAUGUACGCGGCUCCCGGGGAGCUGAGGGACAGAGCCGCGCAGACCCUGCCGUCCCCGGAGGCCGAAGCCAUCGCUGCCAGCAAACACAAAGAAGAAAAGCACGAAUUAGACCCUAACAAUCCCGUCGCAAAUUGGAUUCAUGCGCGCUCCACGAGGAAGAAAAGAUGCCCUUACACAAAGUAUCAGACCCUGGAACUGGAAAAAGAGUUUUUAUUCAAUAUGUACCUUACACGGGACCGAAGGUACGAAGUAGCCAGAGUCCUUAAUCUCACUGAACGCCAAGUCAAAAUCUGGUUUCAGAACAGGCGAAUGAAAAUGAAGAAAAUGAAUAAAGAAAAAAACGAUAAAGAACAGCAAUAAAGUUGGCAAAGUCCAGUCAAUGAGAAACGAGGGCGGAAAAAGCAAAGAGGCUGGUUCGGGGGUUUGAAAUGUUUCUGACUUUGAAUGUGCGGAUGAAUGUUUAGCAUUAUAGUCAAACACAGCAGGCGUUUUGGAACACGAGUCUUUUCUAAAAUGCAACUAAAUAAAAUAAAGAUGUUUGGGGGGUUUGUUUUCUUUUCCUUUCUUCUUCCUUUUUUUUUUCCUGUGUUGUCCUCCUCAGAAAACAAACACGCAAAGUACUUGAAUUUUGGUUUUUUUAGUAUUUUAUUUCCUAAGUUAAACUUCUCCAGUAUUUUUAUUUUUGAAUUUCGUGAGCUCGUGAGUUGACUAUUUUGUAAAAAAAAAAAAAAAGAAAAAGCGAGGCAAAAAAAAAAGAUAAAAAAGACAGAAGGGAAUAUGGCUCCAUGAUGUCCUGUCAUAGUGUUGAACGUUUCUGCUGUACCGAUUUCGUGUAUUUUAUUCUUGUCUCAGAACCGUUCUGUAAUAUUGUUAUGUUCGCUAUUGUAGAGCAGCUCUGUGUAAAUAUACCUAACGUCACGGGGAAGGAAAAAAAAAUAAGAAAAGAAAGAGAAAAAGAACAAAACUCUCAGCAUGUAGGUGUGUUUUUCUUUGCAGCGGAGGAGCAGCCCCGGCUGCGGCGGCGCGGGGAGCCCGGGGCCGGUGGCCGCAGCCCGGGCAGAGGCGGCACCGGGCACCGGCGCAGCGGAGCUUUCCGCUUCCUCCCCGGCGCUUCUCUAUUCCGCAUAAUAAAAGGCGCUGAGAUAAGGGUU